AAAAAAAAGAAAAAAACCAAAAACCUAACUGUGCGAUCAUCUGAGACUGUGAUCAAUCAUCAAUGGCGAUACCGGAUCUUCCUAAAGAUUUGGUGGAAGAUGAGAUCCUCUGUCGCGUUCCGGCCACAUCCCUGAAACGGUUACGAUCUACUUGCAAACGAUGGAACCGUUUGUUCAAGGAUGAUAGGAGAUUCGCGAGUGAGCACUGCGAGAAAGCCGCGAAGGAGUUUCUCUUUCUUAUCUUGACAGAGAAGAUGAGGAUUUGUACCGUGAGCAAAAUCAAUCUUCCCCAACAUGGAGAUGAUGCUCUUCCUCCUCCUUCUCCAUCUGUAGAGGUAGGAAGAGAGCUUAGCCUCCCAGAUCCGUAUUAUAACAAUUCAGAACAGUUCGAUAUAGAUGAAGCCUUUCCCUGCGAUGGCUUAUUGUUAUGCACCCACGAUGGCCACCCCGGCCGCGGAUCUCAAAUAGUGGUUUGGAACCCGUUGAAUGGUCAAACCAGGUGGAUCGAAACCGGAAAUCGUUGCAGGAGAGGCGGCCUCUUUGUUCUCGGAUACUGCUGCAUCGGUAAGAGAAGAAGAAGAAGAAGAAGAAGAAGCUACAAAGUUUUGUCCUGGGGUUAUUCUUUCAAGAAUGCAGAAAUCUACGAGCUUAACUCUGAUGUUGUUGAUUCGUGGAGGAGGAUUCCUGAUGAUGAUCUCGAUCCACCAGGCUGGUGCAUUCGGAUCCAUAACGACUCUUCUGUGUCUUUCAAGGGAAAUACUUACUUUUUCGCUUGCGAGGAAUCAAAACCGCAUCUUGGCUGGUCCUUGUUCAGAUUCGAUUUCUCAACUGAGAAAUCAUCUCUAUUUGUGCCUCUUUCCUCUCAGUGUCCACUGCCUGAAGUUAUGAGGCUUUCUGUUGCUGUAGGCGGAGAGAAACUUUCUGUGUUAUUACAGCCCGAUUGUACAUCCAAGGCUGAGAUAUGGGUGACGAGUAAGAUUGAUGACUCCACCACCACCAAAGCGGUGUCCUGGAACAAGGUCUUAGCAUUGGAUUUGAGCCGUGAUCUUCAAAUUAAUGAUUUGGUAAGGUUUGUGUUUGACGAGGAUAAGAAAGUCGCCGUGUGUUGUCAGAAAUGGGUGCAUGCCGACGGAAUCCACUGCAACGACAAAGUAUACUUUCUCGGGGAGGAUAAUAAAGUCAGUGAAUUUGGUUUUGGUCUCAAGGUCGACGACUUAGGAAUGUCAGAUAUUUGGCCAGUUAUUCAUAAUUACGUUCCCAGUUUGGUUCAUAUCGAGCUACCUGUUGGAGGUAAAAGAAAACGAGGAAGUAGCUGAUAACAGCUGUGUGUACAAAAACGAGGUUCCUCAUCACUCUGUAAGUGAAACGAACUCAGAUCCUAACGGAUGUGGCUUCUGAGUUCUGACCCUACUCUUUUCAGAACCAAGGCUGUGCGUUGUGCCAAGUGUCAGCAUAGGGAGGUCGUCUUCUUCCAUAUCUUAUCUCGAUAACUAUUGGUUAUGCUACAAGGAAUUAACAUAGCUAUAAUUGAAUGCGAGGCGAAGAAGGAAUGACAAUUGUUCUUUGUCUGAUGUAACCCGAAUUGUGGUCAUCGCUGGAGAUAAAUGUAUAGAUAGCAUUUCUAGUUUCAAUUGUUCAAUCAUCCACUUAUGUUUUGAUGAGUUUAUGUGAGUUUAGGAUCAUAUUUAUGUUAAAAGUAGUUACCAGUAAGUGUAAGAUGUGGAAUGAUGGGAAACAACCUUCUGCCCCUGUUAGAGACAAAUCCGUAUUAGGAGAUAGUAUC
Messenger RNA from Camelina sativa (false flax), 1783 nucleotides. RefSeq names its product F-box protein ETP1-like. The record is from RefSeq and is a predicted model, not a curated record. Lineage: Eukaryota; Viridiplantae; Streptophyta; Magnoliopsida; Brassicales; Brassicaceae. Gene Ontology annotation, molecular function: protein binding.